GGCUGCCAGUAAUGGUCUACUGGGUGUCAGCUUUUAUUGGCACGGCACAAAGCAAGUGCCAAGACGCCCCGCCACACACCGGGCCCGUGCAUAAAAGCAAGCAAAAUGCCUCCGUCGAGGACACUGUAGUCAUGUUGGGCUGGAACGAGGAAGUGCAGUGGAGAGGGGAGGGACUCAGGGCGCAGCUCCAUGGGGCCGUCGCGCUGCGACCUUCUGCACAUGGAGCUGGGGACAGUUGGAAGAACUUCAUACUGCAAACUCAAGGAAUAGCAGAGUACUUGCACCGCAUGGAGACAGAGGAGGCCCAGGAAAUGGCCCCUAUGCCAGGCCGAGACAGCCCGCCCAACAACGAUGCGGCCGAGGAGGCAGAGGAGCCUAUGGCUGUCCCAGAGGACCUGUCAGCAGGCUCCGCCCAUCCGCAGCACAACAGAGGGGACAAAGCCUGUAACAUUAAAGUUGAGGCUCGCAGUGAUGAGGAGAAUGGGCUGUCCUGUGACAUGAAUGGCGUGGAGGAGGAGGAGUGCGCGGAAGACUUGCGCGUGAUCGAUGCCUCGGGGGCCAAGGUGAACGGUUCACAGCUGAGCCCCGAAGCCAAGGUCUUCUCCUCGGCUGGCGGCAUCCGGCUAUCCAACGGGAAGCUCAAGUGCGAUAUCUGUGGGAUAGUUUGUAUUGGCCCCAAUGUGUUGAUGGUGCACAAGCGAAGCCAUACUGGAGAACGUCCCUUCCAGUGUAGCCAGUGCGGGGCUUCCUUCACCCAGAAAGGCAACCUGCUGCGUCACAUCAAGCUCCACUCCGGAGAGAAGCCUUUCAAGUGUCAUCUUUGCAGCUACGCCUGUCGCAGGAGGGACGCUCUGACCGGACAUUUGCGCACCCACUCGGUUGGAAAACCACACAAGUGUGCCUACUGUGGCCGGAGUUACAAGCAGCGUAGUUCUCUGGAGGAGCACAAGGAGCGCUGUCACAACUACCUCCAGUGCAUGGGGCUGCAAAACAGUAUCUACACAGUAGUAAAGGAAGAAAGCAGCCAGAAUGAACAGAGGGAAGACUUAAACCAGACGGCAUCUGACAGAGCCUCGGUGCUAGACAGGCUAGCUAAUAAUGUAGCUAAGCGUAAAAGCACUAUGCCACAGAAGUUUGUAGGUCAAAAGCGCCUGUCUGACCUUCCGUACGAGGGAGCGCCAGGCGAACUGAUUCAGCCCCACGUCAUCGACCAGGCCAUUAACAGUGCCAUUAGCUACCUGGGAGCAGAGUCACUCCGGCCCCUGGUGCAGCCCUCCCCAGCCCCGUCUUCCAACGUGGGCAUGGGCUCCAUCUAUCCUCUACACAAGCCAGUCCCCGAGGCCCAAACACAAACGGGCCACAACCUGUCAGCUAAAGACAGUGCAGCCGAGAACCUGCUUCUGCUCUCCAAGUCCAAGUCUACGUCCAGCGAGAAGGACGCAUCUCCGAGCCACAGCGGCCAGGACUCCACAGACACGGAGAGCAACAGCGGGGACCGAGCCGGCGGGGCAGCCCCCGGCCUCAUCUACCUAACCAAUCACAUCAACUCGGGGGUACGAAACGGCACGAUGCCCCUCGUGAAGGAGGAGCAGCAGCGACAAUACGAGGCCAUCAGAGCAAGCAUGGAGAUGGCUUCGGAGGGCUUCAAAGUGAUCACUGGAGACGGCGAGCAGGUGAGGGCGUACAAGUGCGAACAUUGUCGCGUCAUCUUUUUGGAUCACGUCAUGUACACCAUACACAUGGGCUGCCACGGCUUCAGAGACCCGUUUGAAUGCAAUCUCUGUGGCCAUCGCAGUCAAGACCGAUAUGAGUUCUCUUCUCACAUAACACGGGGAGAGCAUCGCUACUGACUCCUAAUGACCAAAAUACACACAUGCAGACAUAUAGUAUGACAUCAGCAACUAGAAGUGCAAGGUGUGUAAUACACCCAUGACGUGUGAAAGUGUGAUUUUAUACUGUGUGCAUGUCUGUUGAGUCGACAUCAAAAUACAUCUGGAUCGCAUUCCAAAUGUGAAACUCAUGUAAACGAAAAAUGAAAAAAGAAAUUGUAUUCAGUCAAGACAAAAUGUUCUGCCUAAACAGCAUCAUGUCUUACAGUAUAAUAAUGUUCUUAUGUUGCAUUAUAUGUAUGUAUUGGAACAUUUUUCCUGCAAGCAGCAACUUUAUUUAACUUUUUUUUUUUUACUUAUACAAUUCUGUGCAUUUAACAGGUGUGGUCACAUGGAGAUGUUUUAAGUGCAAGCUAAAUAUCUGUAUAAAAUGCAAUCAAUCAAACGUGUCAAUGUAAGAUAACUUUUCCACAAGUUCAUUUUCCAACCUGUGUACUCAUGACAACCCUCAUAUUAUUUAUAUGACAUUUACUUGCCUAUUUGUUUGUAUGUUUUUUUGUAUUUAUUACAGUGAUAUGUGUUUGUCAAUAGAAUAGCUGCCACCUCUCCUGUUCAACUGUAUUAAAUGUGUUGAUGGUAAAAACAUGACUGCUGUUGAAUGGCAAAAAAUGAAGAAAAUUUGUUCCUUUCCUGUAAUAUAAAAAUUUUGGCUCACAAGAUGUCAGCGGAAUUCAUGACCACAAAAUAUCAAUAAAGGGUAUUUUAU
This is a messenger RNA of Corythoichthys intestinalis (scribbled pipefish), 2595 nucleotides long. It is a transcript of the gene ikzf1, whose product is annotated as IKAROS family zinc finger 1 (Ikaros). The transcript is spliced from 8 exons. Gene Ontology annotation, biological process: regulation of transcription by RNA polymerase II. Gene Ontology annotation, cellular component: nucleus. The record is from RefSeq and is a predicted model, not a curated record. NCBI's taxonomy places the organism in Eukaryota, Metazoa, Chordata, Actinopteri, Syngnathiformes, Syngnathidae. The coding region runs from base 12 to 1850 and encodes 612 amino acids. Gene Ontology annotation, molecular function: DNA-binding transcription activator activity, RNA polymerase II-specific; RNA polymerase II cis-regulatory region sequence-specific DNA binding.